UCUCUCUCUUACAUAAGAUAUUGUCUCCCAGUCUUUUGUCCAGACCCUCCUGAAAGAGCUCAGUUGUCCUGUCCGUCCAGCACCGUCCACUUUCAGCUUCCCACCAUGUUUGUUCAGUUAUGCUUCGCUCUGCUGGCUCUCUCCUCUCUGACCACCGCAUCCGAUCCAGGCUGUGAUGAACUGAUAAAGCCUCUGCAGGACCGGAGCAAGGUUUAUGGAAAAUGGAUUUUCUAUGCUGCAACAUCUGACAAUGAAGAAGAGCUGAACUUGAACAAAAUCACCAGCAGCUCCAGGUCUAAAGUCUCACCCAUACCCGAUAGUGACGAAUUCAUCAUGCACUACGUGGACAAAAUUGAAGGAAACUGUGUUUAUGGUAGUGCUAACUCCAGCACUUCAGGAAACUCUACCAAGGUGGUCUUUCACUUUAACUCCACUGCUUUUGUGCAUGUUGGGAACUAUCUGGAGACGUGCGCCGAAUGUGCCCUCUGGUCAGACGAGGCUUUGACGGAGGUUAACGGGGCCGUUAGAAAAAGCAGGAACCUCUACCUCUUCACGAAGACAGGAAAACUGGAUCCGUCCGAUCAAGAGACUUUGAAGAAACAGGCCAAGUGUCUCAACCUCCUUCCAGAUUUCUAUUUUCCAGAAACUACAAAUCUGUGUCCUGAAGAAAGUGAGCCCACCGCUGCCUCAGCAAACGCAAACGCUGAAGUACAAUAAAGUUAUCACCUUCAUUCCCUUCAUUGUUUCUGUUUCUGAAGCCUGAAAUAAAUCUGCUCAGAUACACAUUCAUAGUUAGACAGAAAUGCAGAAAUCUCUUGUCAGGUGCAAAUCCAAUAUUAUGUUCUUGAUGUAUUCUGUUGAUUUCCUUAUGCUGCAAAUGUCUAGAAUGACAAUAUUGUUUUGGCUUUACUGUUAGAAACAUCUAGAGGACAUUUCAAGCAUAUGAUUUUAAUCUCUUGGAAUAAGUCAGGCGAUUCUUUCACCCUGCAAAAUGUAUUUUACUUUAAAGCAUGGUCUUUAAUGUGAUUAAACAUUUAUCUUUUUUUUCCUGAAAACAA
Messenger RNA from Poecilia reticulata (guppy), 1058 nucleotides. NCBI's taxonomy places the organism in Eukaryota, Metazoa, Chordata, Actinopteri, Cyprinodontiformes, Poeciliidae. The record is from RefSeq and is a predicted model, not a curated record.